Messenger RNA from Morus notabilis, 1048 nucleotides. RefSeq names its product 60S ribosomal protein L7a-1. Gene Ontology annotation, biological process: ribosome biogenesis. The coding region runs from base 90 to 866 and encodes 258 amino acids. Gene Ontology annotation, cellular component: ribonucleoprotein complex. The transcript is spliced from 7 exons. The record is from RefSeq and is a predicted model, not a curated record. NCBI's taxonomy places the organism in Eukaryota, Viridiplantae, Streptophyta, Magnoliopsida, Rosales, Moraceae.
UAUAUAAGACGAAUCUGCUGCCAUUAGGUUUUUUCGUUCUGCCGCUGCACCUCCAAAGCACUGUAUCUGUUGCAGAGAUUGACGCAAAAAUGGCUCCCAAAAAAAGCGUCAAAGCUCCACUCGUAGGGAAGAAGAAGCCGGAGAAAGUUGUGAACCCGCUAUUUGAGAAGCGGCCGAAGCAGUUCGGCAUCGGAGGAGCAUUGCCGCCGAAGAGAGAUCUGACGAGGUUCGUGAAAUGGCCCAAAACCGUACAAAUUCAGAGGAAGAGAAGGAUUCUCAAGCAGAGGCUCAAGGUUCCACCAGCUCUGAACCAGUUCACCAAGACACUCGACAAGAACCUCGCAACCAGCCUGUUUAAGAUGCUUCUCAAGUACAGACCCGAGGACAAAGCCGAGAAGAAAGAGCGUCUCCUCAAGAGAGCUCAGGCUGAAGCUGAGGGUAAGACUGCUGAAGCUAAGAAGCCUAUUGUGGUGAAAUAUGGUCUCAACCAUGUGACCUACCUCAUUGAGCAGAACAAGGCCCAGCUGGUCAUUAUUGCUCAUGAUGUUGACCCGAUAGAGUUGGUUGUUUGGCUUCCGGCAUUGUGCAGGAAGAUGGAAAUUCCAUACUGCAUCGUGAAGGGAAAGUCACGCCUGGGAUCGAUCGUCCAUAAGAAAACUGCUUCAGUCCUUUGCUUGACAACAGUCAAGAACGAGGAUAAAUUGGAGUUCAGCAAGAUCUUAGAGGCUAUCAAGGCCAACUUCAACGACAAAUACGAUGAAUACCGCAAGAAGUGGGGCGGUGGCAUCAUGGGUUCCAAGUCCCAGGCAAAAACCAGGGCAAAAGAGAAGCUCCUUGCUAAAGAAGCUGCUCAAAGGAUGUCAUAAAUUUUACCUAUUUAUUAAUAUCCCUCCGGUGUUUGAACUUGAAAGUUUUGUUGCAGAUUCUCUUUUUUUUUUUUUUUAAAGAAAAAGAACAGAGUUAGUUAUUUUGAGUGAGACUCGUAAGACGAAUAUUCAUUUCAAUUUUACAAUUUUGAAUCUUUUGUUAUCGAUACAUGAUUCAUCAA